This is a messenger RNA of Coprinopsis cinerea okayama7#130, 2004 nucleotides long. Its product is annotated as amino-acid permease inda1. Bases 28 to 1815 code for a protein of 595 amino acids. Gene Ontology annotation, biological process: amino acid transmembrane transport. NCBI's taxonomy places the organism in Eukaryota, Fungi, Basidiomycota, Agaricomycetes, Agaricales, Psathyrellaceae. Gene Ontology annotation, molecular function: amino acid transmembrane transporter activity. Gene Ontology annotation, cellular component: membrane. The transcript is spliced from 9 exons. The record is from RefSeq and is a predicted model, not a curated record.
CUUCUCCACCCGCCCCCUUCCCAGGCAAUGGAUCCCAAGUACGAGAAGGACAGCAAGGAGGUCGAAUCCUCCAGCGUGUCCUCGCAACCGCAGGCACGCCGCGUCGAGUUCUACGACCCCUCCAAGGAGUCCAAAUGGACGCGAAUUGGUCUCACUCUCGAGAGUUUCAAGCGUGCUCCCGGCACCACUGGUGGCCAGGUCGUUAACGGCGCCAACAAUGUUGAGGACCUCGAGAAGAUCAUGGCUGACGCCCCAAUGCUUCAGCAGAAGAUGAAGCCCCGUCACUUGCAGAUGAUUGCUGUCGGUGGAAGUAUCGGUACAGGUCUCUUCGUCGGCUCCGGUGCCGCCCUCUACGACGGUGGUCCAGCUGCCCUCCUCAUUUGCUGGCUUCUCAUUGGUAUCAUGUUGAUUAACGUUACUCAGGCUCUCGGUGAAAUGGCAAUUCUAUAUCCCGUUUCUGGUGGUUUCUAUACUUUGGCUAUUCGUUUUUUGGACCCCUCCUUCGCUUUCGCCAUGGGCUGGAACUACGUCUUCCAAUGGGCAGUCGUGUUACCUUUAGAAAUUACAGUCGCUGCAAGAACGAUUCAAUAUUGGCCAGAAACACUUAAAGUUCCUCUGGCUGUUUGGAUCACUAUCUUCUGGGCUGUCAUCGUCAUCUUCGCUGUGUUCGGAACCAUUGGUUUCGCCGAGGAAGAGUUCUGGUCGUCUUGCCUCAAGCUUUUGGUCGUCGUCGUGUUCGUCAUUAUCGGUAUUGUCUGCAUCUGCGGCGGUGGACCGAGUGAUGGAGAAUACUCGAGCUAUGUUGGAGGCAAGCACUGGAGCGACCCAGGAGGAUUCGCCAACGGCUUCAAGGGCGUUUGCGCUGUUUUCGUCACUGCUGCCUUCUCGUUCGCUGGUACCGAGCUCGUCGGUCUCGCUGCCUCCGAGACCCCUAACCCCCGCAAGACCAUGCCCACCGCUGUCAAGGGUACCUUCUGGCGUAUCACCGUUAUCUACAUCACCUCCUUGACCAUUAUUGGUCUCCUCAUCCCCUACAACGAGGAGCGACUCGUCACUGGUGAAGGUGCCGCGGCUUCUCCUUUCGUCAUCGCUCUCGACAACGCCAAAAUCCCGGGAUUCAACCAUCUCGUCAACGUCACCAUUUGCAUCUCCGUCCUUUCUAUCGGUUUGUCCUGCGUCUACGCUGGAUCCCGUACCCUCACUGCCCUCGCCGAAACUGGAUACGCCCCGAAGAUCUUCACCUACGUUGACAAGUCUUCCCGACCACUCUGGUCCCUCAUCGCCAUCCUCGUCUGGGCUCCUUUGGCCUACAUCAACGUUCGAGAUGUGGGUGACGCAGUGUUCAGGUGGUUGCUUGCCCUCUCCGGUCUCUCGACCCUCUUCACCUGGAUGGCGAUCUGCUUGUGCCAUAUUCGAUUCCGAAGGGCUUGGAAGGUCCAAGGCCACUCUACCGACGAGCUUCCCUACAGAGCCCUGGGUGGUGUCUAUGGCUCGUGGUUCGGUGUGAUUCUCGUCAUCCUCGUCCUCAUCGCCCAAUUCUAUGUUGCGCUGUUCCCACUCAAUUACGACCCAGACCGAACACCAGGCGAUGUCGCAGAAGGCUUCUUCGCCUCUUACCUCGCUCUCCCCGUCAUGAUCAUGUUCUACAUCAUCGGAUAUGCAUGGAAACGCACUCUCCCUCAACGGGCACACGAAAUCAAUCUCGACUCUGGACGAAAAUCGUGGUUGACCGCAGAAGAAAUGAACGCCUGGCGCGCAGAACGAAGAGCUGCACCACUCCACAUUCGUAUCUUCCGUGCUCUCUUCACACAUUAAUGGCUUACUUUAUUGUUCGUCAUGUGUAUUCUUUCACACCUACCGGUUGUUUUUUCUGUUGUCAUGUCAUACCCUCGACAUGUUGUAUCUUUAGCAUAUAUAUCCCCACCAGCCUUGUAGACUUUCUUCAUAAAGUCGCGCUCUAUCGUAAUAGAUGCUUGCUGUGUAAUUGUAUACUUUCUACCCCAA